CAAAAUGUGAUCUAGUGACUAGUAAAGCUUGUAGUUUUGCGCCUACCCCAACCCCUCACCACAUCAAAAACCACCAUUUCUCUCUUUUUCUUGUUCCCCAAUUUCCUUUCAUCGAUCUUAUUUUCUUGUCCAUACUUCUACUUCCUCUGUUCUCCCACUUUCCCCAAAUUUCAAAAUCUAGGGUUUUUUCUUCUACCUUUCCCUCUCCUCCAUACGUGAUCUCCUCCGAAAUCUAACUCCCUUUUAUCUUUAUCUUUUCACCUUGUGCUUUUUGUCUAAGUCAAAUUUUGCAAAUUGCUUGCUGUAGAUCUGUCUUCCAUUUUUAAUCCAACUCAAGCUUGCUGUUCUUCUUUUUCACUCGUUUGCCGCCAUGUUUUGGAAGCUCACUACGUUAUCUGCUACUUCUCCUGUCGAGGCAAUAUUAGACAAGGAAAAUUUCACUUUGGAAGAAUUAUUGGAUGAAGAAGAUAUAAUUCAAGAAUGCAAAGCUUUAAAUAGUCGCCUAAUCAACUUCCUACGAGACAAAGAUCAGGUGGAGCAGCUUCUGCGCUAUGUUGUAGAAGAACCUCCAGAGGAUGCUGACAUGAAACGCACCUUUAAGUUUCCGUUUGUGGCUUCAGAGGUUUUUUCAUGUGAAAUUGAUGUUAUUUUGAGAACAUUGGUGGAGGAAGAGGAGAUGAUGAACUUGCUGUUUUCAUUUUUGGAACCCAACCGAUUACAUAGCACCUUGCUUGCUGGGUAUUUUAGCAAAGUUGUUGUGUGCCUCAUGCUAAGAAAGACUGUCCCACUCAUGAAUUAUGUACAAGCUCACCAGAAUGUUUUCCAGCAGCUUGUCGAUUUGAUUGGAGUUACUUCCAUUAUGGAGGUCUUUGUUCGACUUGUAGGUGCUGAUGAUCAUGUUUAUGCCAAUUACAUGGAUGUUAUGCGAUGGCUGGCUGAGAGUAAUUUGUUGGAGAUGAUAGUUGAUAAACUGAGCCCUUCUUGCCCGUCUGAGGUUCAGGCUAAUGCAGCAGAAACACUCUGUGCUAUUACACGGAAUAUGGGAUCACCACUUUCUGCAAAGCUUUCCAGUUCCAGUUUUGUCGAAAGGAUCUUUGCUCAUGCACUUGAUUACUUCUCAACUAAAUCGGGUCUAGUACAUUCUCUUUCUGUAUGUAUAUCUCUAUUGGAUCCAAGGAGAUCGGCUUCUUCUUUGUUGUAUCAUUCUUUACGAGGUCAACAUAUGUACGAGGCUCCUAUUGCUGUAAAUCCUGAAACUGUGAGCGCAAUGUUACCUAGAAUUGGCGAUUUAUUAAUGCUUUUGAAUGUGAGCUCUGAUGAAAAGAUUCUACCGACUCCAUAUGGUGAAUUAAGACCACCUCUAGGAAAACAUCGGCUCAAGAUUGUCGAGUUCAUUGCUGUUCUGUUGAAAGCUGGUAAUCAAGCUGCAGAAGAAGAACUGAUGAAUUCUGGAACCAUUAAAAGAGUCUUAGAUCUCUUUUUUGAGUAUCCAUUCAAUAAUGCCUUGCAUCAUCAUGUUGAAAGCAUAACUUUAUCCUGCUUGGAGAGUCAAAAUGAUACUGUUACUGAUCAUCUUUUCAACGAUUGUGAUUUGAUCAAAAAGAUUCUUGACGCCGAUAAGCAUCCCAUGCUUUCUGGCGAUCUUAAACUUCCAACAUUACCUGCUGCUGAUAAGAAGCAGCCGAAGGCUGGUAAUCUAGGACAUAUAACUCGAAUUGCUAACAAGAUUGUUCAGAUUGGACAAGGCAAAAAAAGCGUCCAAACUCACAUUCAGGAAAACAGUGAAUGGAGUGAUUGGCGUGCUACUGUUUUGCAGGAAAGAAAUGCGGUAGAAAAUGUUUACCGCUGGGCUUGUGGGCGUCCGACUGCAUUGCAUGAAAGAAUGAGGGAUAGUGACGAUGAAGAUCUUCAUGAUAGAGAUUAUGAUGUUGCUGCUCUAGCCAAUAACCUUAGUCAGGCUUUUAGACCUGAUAUAUUUGUCAUUGAGGGUACUGAAGAGGAUAAUAGUGCUGUUAAUAGGGAUGACGAGGAUGUCUACUUUGAUGAUGAAACCGCUGAAGUUGUUAUAUCUUCGUUACGGCUUGGUGAUGACCAAGGAAGUUUGUUCACAAAUUCAAAUUGGUUUACAUUCAAAGAUGAGAGAACCGAUAGUGCUCCAGUUAGUACUUCCCUAUCUGAUGCAAUGGACGAUAUGAAUGUGAACGAAACCACAAAUGGUGGGAAUAGCAGCAGUGAUGAUGAUGUUGUGGUUGGCGAGGAUGAAGAGUUGACUGAGGCGAAAGACUCCAGUAAUGUUCCAUCCACUUCCAAGCAGAAUCAUGUGGAUGAACUAGGUACAAAUUUGGUUGAUAGUGAGAAUGACAAGCUGGACUCUUCUUUUGAGACGGAACCCAUUGAAUUUGAUUCUCCCGAUAGUAAAGAUCAAUUUGAUGAAAGACCUGUACCUGAUUUGGUGAACUGGGGUGAAGCAUCAGGUUUGCUUGUUGAGGGAUCAAGUACUAGUCCGUUCUUUGAUAACAACCAAUCUGUCAAUCAUUCGGAAGCAAAUGAGACUGUAACACCUAAGAACAGCUCUGUUAAUGGGGAAUUUACACUACCGAAUGGCAGUUCAAGAACCAGUAAUCAGUCACUUAACGGUGAUAUAAACCAAAAACCUUCUGCUGCUUCAUCAUUGUUUGAAGAGGAUGUUGAGUUUGUUGGUGUCGAACCUGAGGGUACUGAGAAAGCAAUGGAACAGGCACUCAAGGAAGGAAUAGUUGGGGAAGCAGGGCCUUUAAAGAAAAAAGCCGUACCACUAAAAGUACCGGAUGAGAAGCCAGAUGAUGGUGCACCAGGGACAGAAUUCAACGAUGCAAAUUAUUGGAGAUUUGAGCAGGAGGUUGCUGUUCUUGAGUGAGGGGCGGCUGAUUAUUCAAGAUUUAUGAAGCUAAAAGUUGAUAUCGUUGCUUGUGACCCCCUUUGCAAACCGGCAAAUGCAUAUAAGCCAAACUUAUGUACAGUAUGUCUGGCUGUUCUCUGUGGAGUAUCAUAUGAUAAUUUCCACUGGUUAAUUUUGUUCUUCACUUAUUACAUGUUCUGUCCAUUGUUCGACCAGCGUUGAUUCUUUGACGUAUUUGUUUUUUCACCUUUUAUAUAUUUCUUUUUUGGGUCAAGCAAUUCUGUCUAGGAGUUGAAUUUUCGGUAUGAGAUAAGAGUUCCAAGUUCCAACAAAACUUUAGUUACUAUAGUACCUUAUGGGGAGGCCCUCCACCAUAAAAUCUGUUUUUUGUAUACUUUCUAUCUGUUUAAAUUUUGGUACAGUUUUGCAGCCAGGUUUUGCUGAUUUUGGCACCAUGUUUGUAGUUUGCGGCAUACAAUUUCAACUGAAAUCGAUGCAGGGGGAUUUUGUGGUUCUGGUCUACA
Messenger RNA from Amaranthus tricolor (Joseph's coat), 3402 nucleotides. RefSeq lists its product as uncharacterized. Gene Ontology annotation, molecular function: protein phosphatase regulator activity; protein phosphatase binding. The coding region runs from base 371 to 2896 and encodes 841 amino acids. NCBI's taxonomy places the organism in Eukaryota, Viridiplantae, Streptophyta, Magnoliopsida, Caryophyllales, Amaranthaceae. The transcript has 19 exons. The record is from RefSeq and is a predicted model, not a curated record.